This is a messenger RNA of Coffea eugenioides, 2010 nucleotides long. Its product is annotated as transcription factor-like protein DPB. The transcript has 9 exons. NCBI's taxonomy places the organism in Eukaryota, Viridiplantae, Streptophyta, Magnoliopsida, Gentianales, Rubiaceae. Gene Ontology annotation, cellular component: nucleus; transcription regulator complex. Gene Ontology annotation, biological process: regulation of transcription by RNA polymerase II; regulation of cell cycle. The record is from RefSeq and is a predicted model, not a curated record. Gene Ontology annotation, molecular function: DNA-binding transcription factor activity, RNA polymerase II-specific; RNA polymerase II transcription regulatory region sequence-specific DNA binding. Bases 611 to 1675 code for a protein of 354 amino acids.
CUCCCUCCUUUACCGUCUAACAAGACUAAAGAAACCAACAAAGAACGCCAAUUCACCAACGGCCUUUGCCUCAGCACCAUUCCACUGCUUGUUUUCUUGUGGCAAAAAUCCCUCUUCCCACAAUCCUCCCGGCGCCAAAGAAACCGCUACUUGACAAAUCUUUAUUAGUAGUAUUAUUAGGGAGAUUUUUGGUUAGAAUUCCACAUUUAUCCUGAUAAUAUCAGGAUUUUGGAUUUUUCCCCCCAAAACCCCAGUACUAUUUUUUUUUUGUUAUAUUCUUCAUCUCGUUGAGUCCUAUAACUGCAAAAUUAUAUAGUUUUCUUCAAAACCCACGAUUUUCUUGUUUGGGUUUCAUCUGGGCCGCCAUUAAAAUUUGGGAUUUUUUCCAGUUGAUUUUUGGUCUUUUUUUACCUUGGCUUGCUGAAUAACAGACCUUGCUGAUUUCUCUCGUGGGGUUGGGUCUGAUUCUGGAUUUUUGGCGGGGCUUUGUUUUUACCGUGUAAAAUAUGAUCCGGAUGUGGAUUUUUGUUGAGACCUAGAAUCUUGUUGCUUGUGUUUUUAAUUUGGAGUUUGGUUGAUUUUGGAGCCAUUUAUUGGAUGAUUAGUGCAAAUGGUGAAUAAUAAUCAAGAAGAUGGAGAGAGGAACCAUUCAGCCCUGUCUAGAGGUGGGAAUGGGGGAGGGGGUGGAGCCACCAGAUCAUGGGGCACCACAGUUUCUGGCCAGUCUGUCUCGACAAGUGGCAGUGUAGGAUCCCCCUCUAGCAGGAGUGAGGCGGCAAUGGCUACUCCGGCCAGUGAGGGCACUUUCCUUAAGUUAAACAACCUUGAUAUUCAAGGUGAUGAUGCUGGAUCUCAGGGGACGGCUGGUAACAGGAAGAAGAAAAGAGGUCAACGUGCAGUUGGAGGGGAUAAGUCUGGUAGAGGGCUUCGACAGUUUAGCAUGAAAGUUUGUGAGAAAGUAGAAAGCAAAGGGAGAACUACUUACAAUGAGGUUGCAGAUGAACUAGUGGCUGAAUUUGCAGAUCCCAACAAUACUAUUUCAUCUCCAGACCAGCAACAAUAUGAUGAAAAAAAUAUACGACGAAGAGUGUACGAUGCUCUGAAUGUCCUUAUGGCAAUGGAUAUAAUUUCAAAAGAUAAAAAGGAAAUACAGUGGAAGGGUCUACCACGUACUAGUUUGAAUGAUAUUGAAGAGCUAAAGAAUGAGCGACUUGGAUUAAGGAACAGGAUUGAGAAGAAAGCAGCCUAUUUGGAAGAACUGGAGGAACAAUACGUAGGUCUUCAGAAUCUCAUACAACGCAACGAACAAUUGUAUGGGUCAGGAAAUGCUCCCAGUGGUGGUGUCGCGUUACCUUUUAUACUGGUCCAGACUCGUCCUCAUGCCACAGUUGAGGUGGAAAUAUCAGAAGAUAUGCAGCUGGUGCAUUUUGAUUUCAAUAGCACUCCUUUUGAGCUACAUGAUGAUAAUUAUGUUCUCAAAGCAAUGAAAUUUUGUGAGAGGCCACAGAGUGACAAUGUGCCACAAAAUGUUUCUGCUGAUGGAGGUGAAAGUUCCAUGGCCAAUGUGUUCCAGCCUCAAGUCCAUCAACCUUCGAUACCAAGCAUACCAGCUAGGCCUCCCACCUCUCCUCCCCUUCCUGGAAUACUCAAGGCGCGUGUCAAACAUGAGCAUUAGUUGGCACUUUCAGCACUGCCAUGUCUCUUCACAUCUGUAUAUUGUGUAGCAUAUUUAGGCAGAACUGGGUGGGCUUUUUGUGUCCUACAUAACCUCCUACUGUUUUGGCUCCACAAAAUGAAGAGAAGUAGCAAACUGUUGUUUCUUAUUAUAAUUAACUGUUCAAGGUUGUAGCUGUGGAAUCAGGCAUAGGCAUUUGUAAUUGUUUCGUGGUACUUUAUAGUUUAUUUGGCAUCUAGCGUAAUAGGAAAUCAAAUCAAUGCUGGAUCGUUUAUAGUUUAUUUUUUUGAGGUGCAGAAGAAUUAUUGAAUCAACUUUUGAAGUUUGGCCGUCCA